Messenger RNA from Hemicordylus capensis (graceful crag lizard), 954 nucleotides. Its product is annotated as olfactory receptor 4D9-like. Gene Ontology annotation, biological process: G protein-coupled receptor signaling pathway. The transcript has a single exon. Gene Ontology annotation, cellular component: membrane. Bases 1 to 954 code for a protein of 317 amino acids. Gene Ontology annotation, molecular function: olfactory receptor activity; G protein-coupled receptor activity. NCBI's taxonomy places the organism in Eukaryota, Metazoa, Chordata, Lepidosauria, Squamata, Cordylidae. The record is from RefSeq and is a predicted model, not a curated record.
AUGGAGAAUGACACCAUGGAAGUGACAGAAUUUAUCCUCCUGGGCCUCUCUCAGAAUCCUAAAGUACAAUCCAUCCUCUCCCUUGUUUUCCUCACUAUUUACUGCAUAACCUGGCUCGUAAACCUCAUUAUUAUAACCACAGUGAUCACCACACCCAGCCUCCACACUCCCAUGUACUUUCUGCUGGCUAAUCUCGCUGUCAUAGAUAUCAGUGAAUCGUCAGUCACCUCCCUGAAGACGCUGUGGGACCUCUUCUCCCAUACCCAUACCAUUUCUUACAACUGGUGCAUUGCUCAAAUCUUCUUCCUUCAUUUGACAGGGGGUGCAGUGUACUUCUUACUAGUGGUGAUGGCUAUUGAUAGGUACAUAGCUAUCUACAAGCCAUUGCGAUACUUGAUUAUCAUGAACCGAGGGGUUUGCAUAGGUUUGGUAGCAGGAGCUUGGUUGGGUGGCUUUGCUCACUCCAUUGUCCAGAUUGGGAUUCUCAUUCAGUUGCCCUUUUGUGGAUCCAAUGUUCUAGAUCAUUUCUACUGCGACAUCCCUCAGCUCAUCAAACUAGCAUGUACCAACACAUACAUCAUAGAACUCCUGAUGGUUUCCAACAGUGGACUGCUCCUCACACUAAUCUUCUUCGCCUUACUUUUAUCAUACACUGUCAUCUGGCUGAAAAUCAGGACACAUGUGACAGAAGGGAAGCACAAAGCUCUUUCUACCUGUUCUGCACAGAUCAUGGUCAUGAGCUUAAAUUUUGUUCCAGCAAUGUUUAUUUAUGACCGGCCUUUCAAGGUUUUUCCAGGAGACAAGAUCAUCUCAGUCCUCUACACUCUCAUAACACCAAUGCUGAACUCAAUUAUCUUCACUCUGCGCAAUACAGAAAUGAAAACCACUGUUAGGAAGCUAAUGAAAAAGUUUCUGCCUUCCAAAAGGUCAGAACCACUACAGAUACACCACUGA